Molecule: messenger RNA, 1134 nt
Organism: Colletotrichum spaethianum
Lineage: Eukaryota; Fungi; Ascomycota; Sordariomycetes; Glomerellales; Glomerellaceae
Product: alcohol dehydrogenase
Exons: 1
Coding region: 1-1134 (377 amino acids)
Molecular function (GO): oxidoreductase activity
Source: RefSeq, a predicted model, not a curated record
AUGGGUUCAAUACAAGGUAACCGCGCCCUCUGGCUCUCUUCCUACUCGGAGCCUCUCAAAGUCAUCGACCUCCCCAUCCCCGAGGCCCCCACGGGAACGGUCGUCGUACAGAUCCUCGCAACGCCCGUCGUCCCCUACACACACCUGGUCCACACCGGCAAGCUCCCGCAGAUGAACAUCGACCCGCCCUUCGUCCCGAACCCCAACGCCAUUGGCCGCGUCCAUAGCGUGGGCCCAGAUGCAACGGUCCUCAAGCCGGGCGAUCUCGUCUACGUCGACGCCACCACCCGCGCCCGCGACGACCCCGUCAACGCCAUGGUCAUGAUCGGCCACCUCGGCGGCGCCGGCGCUGCGGGCCAGAAGCUGAUGAAGGAGUGGCGCGACGGCGCGCUGCAGCAGUACCAAAAGGUGCCCCUCGAGAACGUCUACCCCCUGAACGAGCAGCGUCUCGUGGGCGAGCUGGGCUACGACCCCGCCGAGCUGAUGUCCAUCGCCUUCUACUGCGUGCCCGCCGGCUCGCUGCUGGAAGCCGCUGACAUCAAAGUCGCCGAGACCGUCAUCGUGGGGCCUUCGGGUGGCACCUUUGGCGGCCUGGCCGUCGAGGUCGCCCUCACCGUCGGCUGCAACGUUGUCGCCCUCGGCCGCAGCGAGAGCAAGCUCGCCGCGAUGCGCAAGAAGCUCAACAACCCGCGCCUCAAGACGGUGGCCAUGACGGGCGACGAGGAUGCCGACGCGGCGGCGAUCCUGGCGGCGACGCCCAACGGCGCCGGCGCGGAGGUGUACAACGACUGGACGCCCGGCGAGCUGAAGAACCCGCCGUACCUCAACGCCGCGUUGCGCGCCGUGAAGCGCGAGGGCCGGAUAGUCCUCAGCGGCGGUGCGAGCGAGACGUUGACGAUCCCGUACGCGGCUUUCGGCCUCAGGAACUUGAAGCUGCUGGGCAAGUGGAUGUGCGAGAGGCCGACGAUGGUGCAGCUGAUUAACAUGAUUGAGGGGGGCCAGUUGAGGAUCGGAAGGGAGAGCGGCAGCGAGAUCAAGGUCUUUACGCUGGACGAGCACCAUGAGGCAACGGAGUUUGCGAGGGACAAUGGCGCCUGGAGGAAUUACACGGCCAUUGCCCCGAAUCCGUGGUGA